AUGAGCGACCCAGUGGACCCCUCCGAUCAGGUGUAUAUCGCCCAGGCACAUGCUAACAAGGCUUCGCUCGAGGCCCCUCUGCCUGAGAAGGAGACCGCAAUUAUUUCCACCGCGCCUUCAGUGCACGAUGACGGUCACGAGUAUCCCACUGAUGAGGAAUUGCGGACUCUGCGUCGGGUGGCUGGAAAGGUGCAAUGGACUGCAUAUACCAUCGCCUUUGUGGAAUUGUGUGAACGCUUUUCUUAUUAUGGAACCACCGCUGUUUUUGUCAAUUUUAUUCAGCAACCUCUCCCGGAGGGCCAUCCUACAGGCGCUGGGUACUCAGGCCAAUCUGGAGCUCUGGGCAUGGGACAGAGAGCUUCUACCGGACUGACCACCUGCGCCUGGGUCGCCGAUGAGUUCUGGGGACGACUCACGACCAUCCAAGUAUCGAUCGGCUUUGCCAUGGUUGGACAUAUCAUUCUCAUCAUAUCCGCUCUUCCCCCCGUUAUUGCAAACCCGCACGGUGCACUGGGCUGUUUCGCCGUCGGUCUAGUGAUCUUUGGGAUCGGUGUCGGUGGUUUCAAAUCGAACAUUGCCCCUUUGAUUGCCGAACAGCACAAGGAGACCCGGAUGUUCGUUCAGACCGACCCCAAAACGGGAGAGCGGGUCAUCGUCGAUCCAAACCAAACCGUCACCCGUAUUUUCCUCUACUUUUACUUUAUGAUUAAUGUUGGAUCCCUAAUAGGCUCGAUUGCCAUGGUGUAUGCCGAGAAGUACGUCGGAUUCUGGCUUGCCUUCCUUCUGCCGACCAUCAUGUUCGCCUUGUGUCCGCUCGUGAUCUUCCUCUGUCGCAACAAGUAUGAGGUUACACCUCCGACUGGAUCUGUCGCCGCCAAAGCAUUCAAGCUUUGGUCGUUGGCUUUGCACGGCAGAUGGUCUUGGAACCCGGUUACAUUUGUGAAGAACUGCCGGUCCGACGACUUCUGGGAAAGCGUCAAGCCGAGCAAAAUGCAGAACCGACCGGAGUGGAUGACCUUUGACGACCAGUGGGUGGACGAGGUGCGACGAGCCGUCAAGGCCUGCGCCGUCUUCCUUUGGUACCCGGUUUAUUGUACGUCUUUCUACGCCCACCUUCCCGUCUUUCCUCUGACAGGCCAAUUCAGGGCUGGCUUCUUCUACCCGGGUCUCCGUCGGCUUGGGAUCAACUUCACCCCGCUGAAGAGAAUCUGGGUCGGGUACCUGAUCGCCUCUGGGGCCAUGGUCUCUGCCACGGUGAUCCAAUAUUACAUUUACAAGACGAGCCCCUGUGGCGACCACCCCAGCAGCUGUGAUGAGGCCGCGCCUCUCAAUGUCUGGAUCCAGGCGGUGCCCUAUGUGCUAAUUGCCUUUUCGGAGAUCUUCGCCUCCAUCACUGGUUACGAGUAUGCCUAUACGAAAGCGCCGAAGAACAUGAAGAGUUUGGUACAAUCGCUCUUCCUCUUUAUGAACGCAAUCUCCUCCGCCAUCCAACAGGCCCUGACGUCGUUGUCGGCGGACCCUCUUCUCUUGUGGAACUACGGGUUCGUGGCUGUUCUGGCCUUUGUCGGUGGAAACCUCUUCUACCUUGCCCACUACAAGCUGGACAAACAGGAGGACGAGCUCAACAAGCUGGAGGCGUCGACGUACUUGGGCCGUCAUCCGCAGCCGCGGAAUGAGAAGACGGAUCCUGAGCAGUAG
Messenger RNA from Aspergillus terreus NIH2624, 1698 nucleotides. Its product is annotated as putative MFS peptide transporter. The transcript has 7 exons. Gene Ontology annotation, cellular component: membrane. Bases 1 to 1698 code for a protein of 565 amino acids. NCBI's taxonomy places the organism in Eukaryota, Fungi, Ascomycota, Eurotiomycetes, Eurotiales, Aspergillaceae. The record is from RefSeq and is a predicted model, not a curated record. Gene Ontology annotation, biological process: oligopeptide transport; transmembrane transport. Gene Ontology annotation, molecular function: dipeptide transmembrane transporter activity.